UUUAGGCGGGAAUCAACGAGAGUUAGUUUAUGUUUGUUUUAAUUUAUAAAAAAAAUUGUGUUGAUAUAAUAAGCAAAGAUACUGUAUUUUUAUUUAUAUCUUUUAAACAAUGGCACCGAAAAAAGCAUCGAGAGAUUAUAUUAAAGAUAAAGAACAACUCAAGACAUUUUUAACAGAAUUCAUGGUUAUGGAUGAUAAAACUGGUGACAAAACAUUCAAGUAUAGACAACAGCUUACUAAACUUGCUCAUCGUGAACAAAUAGCUCUUAUUAUCGAAUUAGAUGACAUACAAGAGUUUGAUGAUGAAUUGGCUGCAGCUAUUGCUAAUAAUACUAGAAGAUACAUUAACUUGUUGUUAGAGCUUGUGCAAGAAAUCUUACCAGAGUUUAAAGAGAAACCUGUACCUCCUAAAGAUGCAUUGGACGUAUACAUUGAACAUCGAUUAUUAAUGGAAGCACGUAAUAGACAUCCCGGUGAUCAAAGAGAUCCUAGAAACAAAUAUGCUCCAGAACUUAUGCGACGUUUUGAAAUAUAUAUCAAAGAUUUCAGUGAUGCAAAAGCAUUUUCUGUUAGAGAAAUAAAAGCAGAAAAGAUAGGAAAAUUGGUUACUGUUAGAGGCAUUGUAACUAGAUCCACCGAAGUAAAGCCCAUGAUGGUUGUUGCUACUUAUACAUGCGACCAAUGUGGCGCAGAAACAUAUCAACCGGUACAAUCACUUACUUUUAUGCCAUUAAGAACAUGUCCCAGUGAUGAUUGUCGUGUUAAUAAGGCAGGUGGCAGAUUGUAUAUACAAACAAAAGGAUCAAAAUUUAUUAAAUUUCAAGAACUUAAGCUCCAAGAACAUAGCGAUCAAGUUCCAGUUGGUCAUAUUCCUAGAUCAGUAACGAUUUUUUGCAGAGGAGAAACUACACGACAAUGCUUACCAGGAGAUCAUGUAACCAUUACCGGAAUCUUUUUACCUUUAAUGAAAACUGGUUUUAACCCAAGAGGUGGCUCUGCACUUUUAAGCGAUACUUAUUUGGAUGCACAUAGGAUCGUUUGUUGCACAAAUUCACAAAUCGUAGAUGACAGUAGUGCACAAUUAACGGAGGAAGAAUUAGCCUUAUUAUCGCAAGAUGAUUUUUAUAGUAAGUUGGCAAUAUCAUUGGCACCAGAAAUUUAUGGAUUGGAAGACGUUAAGAAAGCAUUAUUGUUACUUCUCGUUGGUGGUACGGAUAAGAAGAAGGGUGACAUCAAGAUCAGAGGAAAUAUAAAUGUUUGUUUGAUGGGUGAUCCAGGUGUUGCUAAAUCUCAAUUACUUUCAUUCAUAACGCGUUUAGCACCAAGAUCGCAAUAUACUACAGGAAGAGGAUCCUCCGGUGUUGGUUUAACUGCAGCCGUAAUGAAAGAUCCUUUGACCGGACAAAUGAUACUCGAGGGUGGAGCAUUGGUAUUAGCCGAUCAAGGAGUUUGUUGCAUAGACGAAUUUGAUAAAAUGGCAGAUGCGGAUAGAACCGCUAUACACGAAGUAAUGGAACAACAAACUAUAUCGAUCGCCAAAGCCGGAAUCAUGACGCGUUUAAACGCUAGAGUUUCUAUUUUAGCAGCGGCUAAUCCCGCUUAUGGAAGAUAUAAUCCUAAAAGAACGAUCGAACAAAAUAUUCAGCUUCCGGCUGCUUUAUUAUCGAGAUUCGAUUUAUUGUGGCUCAUUCAGGAUCGUGCGGAUAGAAGUAACGAUUUGAAGAUGGCACAGCAUAUAACAUAUGUUCAUCAACAUUGUUCUCAACCACCUACCGAAACUGAAGCAUUGGAUAUGAAUUUAAUACGCAAAUAUAUUAAUUUAUGUAAAAUAAAAGAACCUUCCAUUCCGGAAGAUUUAUCGGAAUAUAUCGUCGAUUCUUAUGUGGAAAUGAGAAGAGAAUCGCGUAAUAGUGCCGAUAAAACUUUCACGUCUGCUCGUAAUUUAUUGGGAGUUCUAAGAUUGGCAACGGCAUUGGCGCGUCUCAGAUUAGCGAACGUUGUCGAAAAAGAAGACGUUGCCGAGGCAAAUAGAUUAGUCGAAAUGUCAAAGCAUUCAAUCAAUUAUUCAGAAGCCAAACCGAGUAAUGCUCAAAGAAAUCCUAUUGACAGAAUUUAUUACCUUAUUUUGGAAUUAGCCAGUGGUAAUAAAACGGUGAAAGUGUCGGACAUAUUGGAACGAUGUACGAGUAAAGGAUUUAAACCUGAUCAAGUGGACGAAUGUAUAGAAGAAUACGAGAGAUUAGAUGUUUGGCAAGUGAAUCAAACGAGAAGACAGAUAACGUUCAUUCAAAAAGAUUAAUUCGAUACGUAUAUAUAUAUACACACACACAUACACACACAGAAACACAUCCUUUAUCCUAUCCUAUGUCAAAUCAUAUCAUAUAAUAUCAUGUCGGAUUUUACGUAUAUAACAGAUUGUUAUCCUUUGUUUAUAAACAUAUUGAUUGUAACGUAAAAAAGAAAUAAAUUUUGUAUUAUUUUAA
This is a messenger RNA of Vespa mandarinia (Asian giant hornet), 2483 nucleotides long. It is a transcript of the gene Mcm7, whose product is annotated as minichromosome maintenance 7. The record is from RefSeq and is a predicted model, not a curated record. Gene Ontology annotation, biological process: DNA replication initiation; DNA replication; DNA strand elongation involved in DNA replication. NCBI's taxonomy places the organism in Eukaryota, Metazoa, Arthropoda, Insecta, Hymenoptera, Vespidae. Gene Ontology annotation, molecular function: ATP hydrolysis activity; single-stranded DNA binding; single-stranded DNA helicase activity. Gene Ontology annotation, cellular component: nucleus; MCM complex.